Messenger RNA from Aphanomyces astaci, 372 nucleotides. RefSeq lists its product as hypothetical. Lineage: Eukaryota; Oomycota; Saprolegniomycetes; Saprolegniales; Verrucalvaceae. Bases 1 to 372 code for a protein of 123 amino acids. The record is from RefSeq and is a predicted model, not a curated record. The transcript is spliced from 2 exons.
AUGAUUGCUUAUGCAGCGACGCGGUCAAGCUCGGACGACAUCGCAGACCCGCUAACGUUGUUCCGGCAUCUGCCACCGAAGGCAGUGCGGCAUCGAGCUAAAUCGAUUGGGCUGGACGGCAAGAAGGCCUCCAGCCGCUUCUACCAAUUGCUGCGGGUCCACAGGAAGUUCCAAGAGAGCUCAAAGUACCUCUCCGGCGUGGAACAAGAAAACGAGACAGGCAAGAUCAUGCUUCUAGACGAGUUGAUUCAACUCUUCGACGAGGCCAGCGACGAACGCCAAGCCGAACGAGCAACGACGGCCGCCAAGCCCACCGAAAAAGGCCGCGGCGGAAUAUGUGCAGGAGCAAGCGAUGAUGGGGGGUCGCCGUAA